AUGUCGACCGGUCCUCUCUCCGGCAAAGUCGCCGUCAUCACCGGAGGUUCCAAGGGGAUUGGGGCAUCGACGGCCAAAGCACUGGUAAAGCAGGGGGCGAAAGUGGUGAUCAACUACGGGCGCGACUCGGCAGCGGCGGAGGAGCUAGUGGGCACGCUCGGGGCGGAGAAUGCGUACGCGGUGCAAGCGGACGCCGGCAGCAUCAGCGGGAUCGAGAAGCUGGUUGCGGCGGCGGUGGACAAGUACGGCAAGAUCGACAUCUUGAUCCCGAACGCGGGCGUGCUGCCGAUGCGCGACGUCGAGAACACCAGCGAAGCCGACUUCGACCACGCCUUCAACCUGAACGUCAAGGGCCCCUAUUUCCUGGUCCAGAAGGCCCUCCCGCACAUGGCCCCCGGCAGCAGCAUCGUGCUAGUUUCCACCACGCAGAACCACGCCACCACCGUCACGGGGCCGUACACACUAUACUGCGCCACCAAGGGCGCCAUCGAGCAGCUCGUACGCGUGCUGUCCAAGGACCUUCAGACCAAAAAGGGCAUCGCCGUCAACGCCGUCGCCCCGGGUCCCACGGGUACUGAGCUCUUCUACCAGGGCAAGAGCGAGCAGGUCCUCAAGUUUAUCGCCGGCUUGAAUCCCAAGAACCGCAUCGGCACUCCCGAGGAAAUCGCUGACGCUAUCGUCUUCCUCAGCGGCGACGGCGCCAGGUGGAUCAGUGGCCAGACCAUCAGGGUCAAUGGUGGACAAGCCUGA
Molecule: messenger RNA, 750 nt
Organism: Capronia epimyces CBS 606.96
Lineage: Eukaryota; Fungi; Ascomycota; Eurotiomycetes; Chaetothyriales; Herpotrichiellaceae
Product: 3-oxoacyl-[acyl-carrier protein] reductase
Exons: 1
Coding region: 1-750 (249 amino acids)
Source: RefSeq, a predicted model, not a curated record